AACCUUCCCGCUCCGGCAGCCCUCGCUGUCCAUCAAGCUUUUCCAUCUCUCCCCCGGGUAAACUGUUGGAAGUGUCGGAGCUCUUCACCCUUUGACCCCGGCAGCGCCUCUAAUCUGCGCGGAGGAAUGAGAGGCAUUCUUCAGCUGCUGCAGGAGGUGGAGGAGCUGCCGGUGGGAGGGGAACUUACGACGUAGUAGGGACCCAGUCAGUCAGUGAAGUUUCCAGCGACUCGGCCAUCACGGGCUGGAGCUGUCCUCCCUGAGAUGAACGCACUCGGCGGCUGCGGAGGGGAUUUACGCGGGGAAAGAAGGCGGUGAUCGCGGGGGGGGUUUAGUGGAGCGCGGUCCGGAUCCGGAUCAUCCGAAUAUGGGUCAGACGGCCGUGUCCUCUGUGUCCCAGACCGCGGGCGUUGAUGGGCUGGAGAAAUCAUCAUCGUUGGCCAGCUGCGAUGUGGUGGUGGACAGUGCCGCCAAUACCCAGAAUGCCCCUGCAACGCGGCAGCAGCGAGGUAAGCUGUCGUCACUAGGGAAACUGUUCAAGCCCUGGAAGUGGAGGAAAAAGAAGACCAGUGACAAGUUCCAGGAUCUUUCCAAAGUUCUAGAGAGAAAAAUCUCCACCAGACAAACGAGGGAGGAGCUGAUCAAGAAAGGAGUUCUCAUCCCCGACCAAGAGGAACCAAUCAGCAGUCAAAAUCUCAACGGCCACGCCACAUCCAGCGUGACGUCGGAGGAGGUCAAAGUUGACAUCGAGUCACCAGAAUCGCUGCAGGAGGGAAAGGCCUCUGGGCCCGCCGGCACCGCGGAGAAAACAGAGAGGCGAGAUACUAAACCUCUCGCCCGGGCAAACCAGGUGCGACCUCAUGACGUCCAAGCUAAAAAAACGCACGGUGCCACCCUGCCUGCCUCUUCCAAACCUGCAGGCGGCACUGCAGCCACAACUCGUCACAGGGAGGGGGCCCCUGGGACUAAAAAGACAACUAAAACCACAGGCAAGACUGGCUCCAACACUCAGACUAAAGCUAACCUGAGGGGCACUAACAACACGGGUCGUGUGAUUGCUAAGUCCUCCCAUCCAAAGAAGACAGGAGGCACUGCAAAAACCACCGCCGCCUCCACCUCCACCCCUCGCUCUCGUGCAUCUAAGGACGCGGGUGCUGCAGCACAGGCCGAGGGAAAAGAUGCAAGGACCAACCGGAAAUCAUGCACCCCCAUACCUCAAAAGGCCACCGUAGAGACUCCCAGUCAGCCUGGGGGGUCAAAGUCCUCGUCCCCUUCCUCAGACACAAAGCAGGUCUCAUCUAAAGCCUCAGGCAGUGAGACGGAGGGAUCUGCCUCUCAGUCUGCAGACGAGGACAAUCACAAAGGUAUGGCUCCUGAAUCUGCAGUCCAUCCUCCUCAUGUCAACACUGAUACAGAGGAGACUUCCUUCACGGAGACAGAGACCAGCCCUCAGGGGGAGAAACGGGAGAGAACAGGAGGAGAGGAAGAGAAGAGGAAAGGAGAAACAGAUUCUGCUGUGGAGAACAGUUCCAGGUCAGCUGAGGGCCAAGCUGAGAAGCCACAGGGCCUGAGUGUGAAAACAGAUCAGGCCGAAGUGACGGUGAUCCCUGAUAGGCCGAGAGACAGCCAAGCUAGUGACUCCGACUCUGAUGGUCCAAUCCUGUACCGGGAUGAGGAGGAAGAAGACGAGGAGGAGGACGAGUACACAAACAGUUCUCUGGCGAGCAAGAUCCGCCGGCGAGACACGCUGAACAUCAAGCUCAGGAACCGACCCAGCAAGAGAGAGCUGGAGGAGAAGAACAUUCUGCCACGGAGCUCUGAGACGGAGAGACACGAGCUCCGCCAGCAGAUAGGCAGCAAACUAGUCAGACGCCUGAGCCAAAGACCCACCACAGAGGAGCUGGAGCAGAGAAACAUCCUCAAGCAAAAGAAUGAGGUGGAGGAGCAAGAAGCUAAGCAAGAGAUUAAAAGGAGGCUCUCCAGAAAGUUGAGUGUGAGACCCACAGUGGCCGAGCUCGUCGCUCGAAGGAUCCUUUGCUUUAAUGAGUAUGUGGAGGUAACAGACGCCAAGGAUUACGACCGGCGGGCGGACAAACCCUGGACACGGCUUACUCCUGCUGACAAGGCUGCUAUUCGGAAGGAGCUGAAUGAGUUUAAGAGCCGUGAGAUGGAGGUUCAUGAAGACAGCAAACAGUUCACCAGAUUCCAUCGGCCGUAAAGUCGCCUGCUGCCGGACGGACGUCAGCACCACGACCUCUCUGGGGGCCACGGCUCCCAGCAGCCUCGCGGCCCUGCGGACCCUCAGCACACAGCUCAGUCCACUUUACUUGCCCCUGAUGUAUUUGUGUCCACAGUGACAGCUACAGGUGUGUCUUAAGGCUCUGGUGAAACACACAACACAUAUCUAUAGUUGGAACAGCGGCGCGUAGAACCAUUUAUUUAUUGUAUUUGACCAGAGCCUCCUGGGAUGUAAUUAUUUUUUUCAUUCACUUCAGGCCUUUCAAGGUUCCCCAGAGGAAAAAUUGCCCUCGUAACAAUGAAUGUGGCUCAAGUGUACUGCAGAGUUUGCGUACACGCUGUGGAUUGCCUUGUCAUAAACUGCCAAACGGCCAUAUAUGGACAUCCUGUUUGAACAGGAGGUGCGAGUGAUUGGACGGUUGUGUGCCGAUGUCGCUCUGCUCCCAUGUGCCUCUCACAGCCGAGUCUGAAAUACUGCAGUUCAUUUCGUUUUAGACAUAUUCAAAGUGAAACAUUGCCACUAGAGGGCAUUAUGUCAUAAGAGUUGUAGCCUGUGAGGAUGCGCAGAGUUUGUAGAUGAAGAAGAACUCAGAGUGUAACCGCUGAGGCUGAGGGAGCUGUGGGUUCCUGACGCUCUCACAGCGUAGUGCAAUGGAAAUCACUCGGAGUAGAGCCGCUUCUAAUCACCCAGCACCAUCCCUGGUGAUACGUGAUGAUUGUGUACCAUCGUUCAUCCUGUGUUGAGUCGUUGAACUUGUAGGGGAUCUACUGUUCGUGCUUUGACUUCGGUGUCUCAUAUUUAAGGCCUGCUCAGAGUGAUUUGGUGCCAAAUAGAAAGCCGGAUUUUGAUUGCACAUCAGUCUCCUACUGGGUGAAUUUGUCGUGUGUGCUUCAUAUGAAGGAUUUGUGAAUAUCGAGGCAGGGAGGGUUUCACCGCCAAAUGUCAAAUGUGACGAGUGUAGUAAAUGAUGAUUUGUAUUUGGCUGAGAACCCAAACCUAUAACUUCAGCUGUCAGAAAUAUUGAAGGACUCACAAAAGACGCUGGCAGAAGAAAAGAAAAACAACAAAACAUGAUGCUUACUCAUCCCCGUCUUCUGAAAUUCAACAAACACACUCAUUUUUCGUUUCCGUGCGUAUUUUGACUAGAAAGGUCAAGUGUUUGAGUGAUUUACAGACGGAGCGAGUCGCGUUCAAACAAUAUUCCUCCAGCCUCCGCGACGCUCGUCAUUCUUACGAACAGUAACUGAAGAGGAGCGAGUUGUUCUGUCUGCUCUCGAACGCACGGAGGCUGCAACAUGAAAUGAUGCACGGUGAUGGAAAAGAUACCAACAGUAUUCAUUCAUGUCAAUGUUUAUGUUCUUGUAUAUUGAUUAUUUUGUAUAGAAUGUAUAUGGAGCAUGUGCAUACAUUUAAAUCAACUUUACUACCAAUAUGAUACAAUUCAACUUCGAUGUGAAUGUUUUAAGCUCUGAUUUUAGUCGUCUUAUUUCUUUUUUUUUUAUCGUCUCAGAUAGUGAACGGUGCCGUGCAGCGCAAACACAGGUGCUGUUUCUAGUAUUUUAAUGGCUUCAUCAAACCGACUGGUUUCCCAAGCAAACGAUGGAUGAGACAUUCCGCAGGUUGUGAUAAAUCCCAUUAUUUCAUCUUCUGUUCAGCAGAAUGGAUAGUGACUCAGUAUUUGCUCAGAUGAGCAUAUGUUACUGUGCAUAAACUAGAAAAAAGAAACAAACAGCAUACAAAUGUAAAUAAAGAUGAAUGACGCGUCUCCACUUCCUCCCAGUUGCACUAGAGUCUGUGCAGUUUAGGGAUUUGGGGACGGAGCCAUGAUAUCGAGGUCCUGUGUGGUAAGAACACGACAGAGACCAUCUUUCAGAAAAUAAUGAUUCGAGGUGUACUUUGACUUUUUGGUUUGUUCUAUGUCCCAUCCACUGACAUGGAGGAGGUGGGGUUCAAGUCAUGUCAUCCAUAUUUAUUUACAGUCUAUGAUUCAAACGUGAUCAAGUUUCAUCAUUGGUUGUGGUGUAGAAAAUAAUCCAGGUGUGUUAAAAGUUAAAUGAGAUAAAGAACAUCUGGUAUCACUUUGUUUUAACCCAGUGUUCUGUAUUCAGCACUUAUAGACAUUAUACAGUCAAUGAGUUAAUGGUUAUGUAGUUGUAAACAGAUAUAAAUACAUUUUACAUACAGUUUAAGUGUUUAUCAGUGUUUUAGUAACUUAAACUCCUUAUAUGAAGCAUAGACACAUUUAUGAAAACCUGACAACCAUUACAUUCAUCUGAUGUAAUUAGUCAUUUAAAGCAAUAUUCAUAAGAGAAAUUAUAACUGUUUCAAAAUAUAUUUAUAAACUUUCUGUUUACAACAACAUUACAAAUCAUUUUGUGUAUACUGCCUAUACAUGUUAAAUUGAGUUGAUAAUAAUAAUAAUAUUAAUAAGUGGUACCUAAUAAGAAGCUUCAGAAAUCUAUUAUUUAUCUAAGUCCACGCAACAGAUUUGUGUUUUCUCUAUUAAAACAUAUGCGACUUUAUAAUUACAUCGAGCCGAGUGCUUUCCUGGAUUAUUAUCGCAUCAAUAAAUUUGUCUUUCUAUGGCAACAGUGACGCUACUGCUACUUUGCAAUCGUUGAGACUUCCACCCCUUGAUGGAAAUGUUUACACGUGUGAACGCCUGCUGUCGUCAAGCGUCCUUCAACCUUCAAAUCAAAACCCAGAUUUCAGACAGGAGCCAUUACCAGAUUUCUGCUGCUGCUGUUGUUGUUGCUGAUUGAAAGACUUUUGUAAUAUUUCUCUAUCCUGUAAAAGUCACAGUUAGGUAACAUGUUUCUCCGGGAAUCGGUUUCUCUUUUUCCAACUCAAAAGGCAGCAAGAGGCGUAAAAGCAGCAAAGACCCAGGACUGGAUAUUUCACACAGACUAUAAACACCUUUACUGUAUGUUAGACAGUAAAUAUUCAUCUUUGAACUCAUAUGAUGUCAUAUAUCCCCAACCUCGCUACGUGCAAACUGUGUAUAUUGUUUUUGUAUAUAAAGAAUCAUGGAAAAGCA
Molecule: messenger RNA, 5276 nt
Organism: Paralichthys olivaceus (Japanese flounder)
Lineage: Eukaryota; Metazoa; Chordata; Actinopteri; Pleuronectiformes; Paralichthyidae
Gene: phactr2
Product: phosphatase and actin regulator 2
Biological process (GO): actin cytoskeleton organization
Molecular function (GO): actin binding
Source: RefSeq, a predicted model, not a curated record